Molecule: messenger RNA, 2418 nt
Organism: Tripterygium wilfordii
Lineage: Eukaryota; Viridiplantae; Streptophyta; Magnoliopsida; Celastrales; Celastraceae
Product: serine/threonine/tyrosine-protein kinase HT1-like
Exons: 3
Coding region: 588-2096 (502 amino acids)
Biological process (GO): protein phosphorylation
Molecular function (GO): protein kinase activity; ATP binding
Source: RefSeq, a predicted model, not a curated record
AUAAUGUAUGUUUGACAUAGUAUUGACACAAAUGAUUAGGUUUCUUUUGUGCAUCAGGCGGGUUCGUAAUGAUAGCAUUUCUUUUAUUUUUAAUUAAUGGGGUAUUCUUUUUCUUAAUAAGUUUUCAUUUUGAGUUUAAUAGUUAUUCAUUAAUGUGGGAUUUUCCAGGAUUCUGGGGAAGGUGGUAUUUGACUUUGAAGACACAAAAAGGGUCGGUCUUUUCUUCUGGGGGGCAAAGGGUUAGGUUGCUUUUAAUGGAUUAAGAGGAGGCUAUGUAUUGAUGGGUUUCUUAAGCUGUUUGUUCUGAUGGAUUUUUUGAUGAUGGGUCAUCACGAAUUUGAGUGGUUUUUUAUUGUAUGGAAGUCGAGAUUUGAGUUUCUAACGAUUUAUGGUUAAUGGGUUUGGGGAAAUUCGGUUUCUUGAGCUCUGUAAAUUAUUUAGGAUUAUUUCAGGAUUUCGUUUUUGAUUUCAAACCUCCUUCUACCUCAAUCUCCCACAACGAGAAGGAGAUAAAGAUUAAGCAGAAUCUGUUUGGGUUUAAAGUCUUUUAGGUUUUUCCAAGUGUUUGGAUUACUGGGAUUUCAGCUAUGGAGGAAGAAGCUAAUUCUUGGUUAAGAAGGACAAAGUUCUCUCACACAGUUUGCCAUCGACUGGAUUCUUCAAGACUGCUUGCUCUCCCUUCUUUCGAUGUCCGGUCAGAGAGGGAAUAUGGCUUGAAAUCAAGACCAGGCGCCGGAGCAGCUUCGUCCAGUCAGAAUCAACAACCACAAGAACAUCUGCGUGUUCCCAGUAAUUUACAAGCUCGGCGACAUCCUCUUACCAAUAAGCAGAGAUCUUUUUCUCCUAACCCGCGAGCUUCUCUCUCUGAUGAGUUCAAGGAAGCAAGGUCUGAUAGAAAACGAUUCUCGACUCCUCAUCUUAGUAGAAAAUAUUCAAACGAUAGAGGAAUUAUGAGCAAGAUUUUCCAUAAAGACGCCGAGGAAUCAAAGUCAACCAAUUCCUUGCAAUCCUCAAAUACAAGUCCACUCAGGCACUUGGCUUCCCUGAAAGGACAUGACAAAUGGAAGAGCAAGAAGGAGUCUUCGUGGACGAAGUAUUUUGAUAAUGGUGGUGGCAGGGUUACUGCAGUGGAGACGGCAGAUGAAUGGACUGUUGAUUUGUCCAAGCUAUUUCUUGGGCUUAGGUUUGCUCAUGGAGCACACAGUAGGCUUUAUCAUGGGAUAUAUAAUGAUGAGCCUGUUGCAGUUAAGAUUAUUCGGAUACCUGAUGAUGAUGAUGAAAAUGGAACCUUGGCAACCCGAUUGGAGAAUCAAUUCAAUAGAGAAGUCACUUCUCUAUCACAUCUUCAUCAUAAAAAUGUGAUAAAGUUUGUAGCAGCAUGCAGAAAGCCUCCAGUUUAUUGUGUUAUUACGGAGUAUUUAUCAGAGGGUUCCUUGAGAUCAUACCUACACAAGCUUGAGCAUAAGUUGAUUCCCUUGGAGAAGUUGAUAGCUAUUGCUUUGGACAUUGUUCGAGGAAUGGAUUACAUUCACUCUCAAGGUGUCAUCCACCGGGACCUGAAACCUGAGAAUGUUCUCAUUGAUCAAGAUUUCAACCUAAAAAUUGCUGAUUUUGGUAUAGCUUGUGAGGAGGCAUCUUGUUAUUCAUUGGCCGAAGACCCAGGGACCUAUCGAUGGAUGGCACCAGAGAUGAUAAAAAAGAAGCCCUAUGGUCGGAAGGUUGACGUGUACAGUUUUGGACUUAUCUUAUGGGAAAUGGUGGCAGGAACUAUACCUUAUGAGGACAUGAAUCCCAUCCAAGCUGCUUUUGCAGUUGUGAAUAAGAAUUUGAGACCUAUCAUUCCAGGCGACUGUCCGCUGGCCUUGCGAGCGCUAAUUGAGCAAUGCUGGUCAUUGAAUCCAGAGAAAAGGCCCGAGUUCUGGCAGAUUGUCAGGGUACUGGAGCAAUUUGAGUUUUCACUUGCUCAUGAUGGAACCCUGGAUUUGGUACAAAACCCAACUUGCCAAGAUCACAAGAAGGGGCUGCUUCAUUGGAUUCAAAAGCUUGGUCCCGCACAUCCUAGUAUUACACCCAUGCCUAAACCUAAAUUUGUAUGAAUCUUUCUGGUGACCUUUCUUUUGUAGCAGACCAGGUCCAAUGUAAUUAAAAAGGUUUGCUCUCUGAGCCGAUCUAAUUUGUGUUCUGCUAUGUCACAUUCAUGUGAGACAGAAUUGAUAGACUGGCUGGGAUGAGCCGCGAGUGUCUCUAGUUUGCAAAUAUACAUAUGCUGAAUUUGGUCUUCGUUUUAGGGUAUUUUAUAAAUAUUGGGGGAAAGACAUAGCAAUUUUUUGAAAGGCUAUGAAUGUGAUAUGACUCUCCUUGUAAUAUUUUGCGAUGAUCAUGAUAGAUAAUCCAUUAUACCAUCCGUAUCUUUCGGAA